Angiostrongylus costaricensis is the source of this 918-nucleotide messenger RNA. Lineage: Eukaryota; Metazoa; Nematoda; Chromadorea; Rhabditida; Metastrongylidae. The record is from the annotation of a GenBank genome assembly.
AUGGAAGAGUUUUCCGAUGUACCCGAAGGAAAGACAGUUCGAUACCGCUGUGGCGUGCCAAGAUGUCACUCGCCAACGAAAACGUUCUCGCUGCUCACGAUCAUAGAGCAUCUUGCGUCUCACUUCCGUCACAGCAUCGGGUCACGGAAUCAUGCCAAUUACCUCUGCAAGAAUUGCGGUCAUAGCUUUUACCUACUUUGCAUGACGAUGUCGUGUUUCUGCAGGCAAUAUGGUGGAGAAAAUGAGUGUGUAUCGAUCAGAAAGGAUUGGAACCGAGUAGUCGCACGGGAGGACGUUGCCUUCCUUUGGUACGUGGUGCGAUACGCAGUACCUGUAUUAGUCGAGAAAGCGGCCAAUCGAGGAGGAGAGAGAAAUUUGUCGUCGACACCGCAAAGAAAGACGGAAGGAAAUUUGGGUUUCAACACACCCUUAAUGAGGUCUCCCUCAACUUACAACGACGGAACUCCGCGGACUCCGCUUGAUCAUGAUGAGGAAGAGAUAGAACCAGCUCAUGGUUGUGCUCUUCGGAACAUGAGCAUUUGUGCAUCAGUCAGCGCUGUUCAAGUGAAGGGUGAGGAGACCAAAAAACAGCGAUGGGGUAGAGAAGGUCCGUAUCAAACCAACUAUGUUCCACCUUCCACAUACGCACUGGCAGGGCAGUUUUGUGGAUCUCCUAGUACAACAGAUGGUUGUAGGCUAUCAGCACCUAUUGUGGCAUCCUCCAUUACCACAAUCACCGUUUACGGCAAUCCAAAAAUCGUCGACACCGCACACGGGCCAAUUUUCGAAUACGAUGUCAUCGGAAACGCAACCAAAUCCAACAGCCAAUGUUCCAGCACCGAAACAAAAGGAGUGCAGACCUCGCACGAUAUUGUUGGAAACGAUCCCUCUCCAUUCGGUAUUGCGUUCUGUUUUUAG